Messenger RNA from Parasteatoda tepidariorum (common house spider), 1447 nucleotides. RefSeq names its product sulfiredoxin (gene Srx). The record is from RefSeq and is a predicted model, not a curated record. Gene Ontology annotation, cellular component: cytoplasm. Lineage: Eukaryota; Metazoa; Arthropoda; Arachnida; Araneae; Theridiidae. Gene Ontology annotation, biological process: cellular response to oxidative stress. Gene Ontology annotation, molecular function: sulfiredoxin activity.
AUAAGAAGUGGUUAUGUAACAUGGUUUUGUUGUUGUUUCGCCCAUAAAUUCAUCCGAAUUAUGAAAUAAUGCGUCAUUUUACAUCCGUUUCCCGGAUUUUACUUGGAAUGACAAGUACUGCUCUAUGGUUUCAGAACAUCAACGUUAUUAGCUUAUCUCGUCAAAAAGUUUGUUCAAAUUUUCCAAAUAUAGUACGAACUAUGACUGAAAAAACAACAGUUUCAAGCAUUCAUGCAGCUCAUAUACAUGAAAUUCACGAUGUUCCUUUUAAUGUAUUAAUAAGAUCUUUUCCUUCCGAAUUAGAUGAAGAUAAAGUUUUGAGCUUAAUGGAAACAUUAAAGAAUCCUGAAUCACGAGAAAAUGUGCCACCAGUCGAUGUCCUGUGGAUAACAGGGAGAGAAGGCGGAAACUAUUACUAUUCUUUUGGUGGAUGUCAUCGCUACGAGGCUCAUAAAAGACUUGGUCUUCCAACAAUUAGGUGCAAACUAGUUAAAUCUACAAUAAAUGAUUUGAGACACUACCUAGGGGGAUCUACUCCUGACUUAAAAUGAAUAAUUUUAUUAUUAUUUAUGUAUUGAAAGAGAUAUAUAUUAUGAAAAUUUUUAGAAGUUUUAAUAGAGUGGAUGAUAAAUACACAAGAUUCGAAUCAUUUUGAAUACAUUUGUUUAAACUUUUUAAAAAAUUAUGAAUUUUUUUUUCAGUGUCUAAAACUGUUUUGGAUUUUGGAAAAAGAUUGUUUCCAUACAGCUUUCUGUGAUUAAAAGUUAGCUCAUGAACUUUAACAGAUAAAGCGUUACAAAUAGGGUAUGUCGGGUCAUCAACAUUUCUCCAGAACAAAGUUUCCUUGGUUUGAUAUUUUCCAUAAAAUUAUAAUAGAAGAGUAAUUUUUUAUUAAAUUUUUUUUUGGGGAGGAGGGGGGAAGCAACACAAUAUUUUCAUACAAUAAAAAAAUUUUUAGCAAUUUUCUUUUCAAUUAGAAACCUAAUUUCCUCAGUGAAUUUUUUUUUUUCUAAAAUUUUAUCAAAAAUUUCCCCAGGGCUGUCUGAAUUUUCCCCUAACUUUGUUUGUGAACAUAUUCUGCAGCACUGUGGUCAUCUAAACUAGUGCCUUGACUGGAGACAUAAAUAAACAAAAGAAAACUUUAUGAAUGAAGGUGAUCUGGUCACUUUUAGUUGAAUUUAAAAGGCCGGUGAAUAUGAAGUAUAUUUUUAAAUGCAUUAAGGAUAUUGACUUUUUUCUAUUGGAAUAGUUUAGUUAAUAAAGUUUUAGUUUAUAACAACUCUUAAAACAAUGCAAGUUUGUUUUAUUUGAAAGAUAUUAACUAAAGCAAGGUUUGUACAGUUCUUAAAAGUUAUAUAAAGUGUUAGUAAAACUAAUUAAAGAUGUAUAUUUUAACAUCAAUUAAAUAUUUCUAAAUUAAAAUAUAUCAAUUUGAAAAAUCUAAUAG